AUGGCUGGAUCUGGAAGCUCAGAGGCUAGAAUCCCAAUUUUCUCUGGUGAGAACUAUGAGUUUUGGAGGAUUAAGAUGGUUACCAUAUUCAAAUCGUAUGGUUUAUGGAGUUUGGUAGAGAAGGGUUUUUCAAUCCCGGAUUCAAAGAAGAAGAAGGUAUCUGAGGACAUCUCAGAAGAAGAAGUGGAUGAGAAAACAGCUGCGAUUCUCAUGAAGGAUGCGAAAGCAUUUGGUAUCAUCCAAAAUGCCGUUUCUGAUCAGAUUUUUCCACGGAUUGCACAUGCAGAUUCUGUGAAGAUGGCUUGGGAAUUGCUAUAUGCUGAAUAUCAUGGUGGAGAGCAUGUCAGAUCGGUAAAACUUCAAAACCUCAGACGUGAAUUUGAGUAUACUAGGAUGCGUGAUAAUGAAUCCUUAUCUGACUAUCUUACUAGACUGAAUGAAUUGAUUAACCAAAUGAAAACAUUUGGUGAAGCUCUGUCAAAUGAGAGGCUGGUUCAGAAGGUUUUAAUUAGUCUUAGUAAGAAGUAUGAUCCUAUAUGCCUUGUGAUUGAAAACACAAAGACACUAGAAACUGUAGAGUUGCAGGAAGUGAUUGCCAUUUUGAAGAGUAAAGAGCAAAGGCUUGAAAUGCAUAGUGUUGAUACAGUUGAGAAGGCAUUUGCCUCAUUCACUGUGAAUUCCAAAGGACAGAAUAAAAAUGCUUCUCAGUCUAGUUCAUCUAAGUCACAGAGAAACUGGAAUUCUAAAGGGAAGUCAUGGGAGUCAAAAGACAAGUCACAGCAGAAUAAUUAUUCUGCACAGAGCAACACCUCAACACAGUACAAGGGAAAACCAAAAUGCUAUAAUUGUGACAGAUUUGGACAUCUUGCUAGAGAUUGUACGGUGAACAAGAAUGUGCAGAAGGCUAAUUGUUUAAAUCAAAUGGAGGUGACAGGGAACUUGUUUUAUGCAAAUUGCACAACCACUGAGAUCAAAACCAAUGGAGAAUGGUAUGUUGAUAGUGGCUGUAGCAACCAUAUGACAGGAAACUUAGAGUUGCUGGUUGAUGUGAGAACAAAUGUGGCUGGAAAAGUACAAAUGCCAACUGGUACACUUGUGAGUGUAGCUAGAAUUGGUUCAUUGAGGAUUGAUACAGCAAGGGCAGAAAAUACAUCAGAGACGUAA
This is a messenger RNA of Prunus armeniaca (apricot), 1164 nucleotides long. Lineage: Eukaryota; Viridiplantae; Streptophyta; Magnoliopsida; Rosales; Rosaceae. The record is from the annotation of a GenBank genome assembly.